AUGUCCGACUACACUCGUUUACAAUCUCCUAUUGACCCUGCACACUAUGGCAGUGCUGGCUUCUUUUCCUCUGUAAUUAAUCUAGCCAACACUAUAUUGGGAGCCGGAAUUCUGUCUAUGUCUCAUGCUUUUACAAAGACAAGUUUGUUUUUUGGUUGUCUCACUAUUUUCUUCAGCGCGUUUGCUUCAUUCUUAGGUUUAUACUUUGUGUCAUUGUGCGCAGACCGCCUUCCUCGUGGAAAGGCUUCGUUUGCUGCUGUUGCUAAGCAUACAUUUCCUUCCUUAGCAAUUGUUUUUGAUUCGGCUAUUGCUAUCAAAUGUUUUGGUGUCUCUAUUAGCUACCUCGUCAUAGUAGGAGAUUUGAUGCCUCAAAUCGCUCCUUCAAUUGGCUUUACUGCUUCAAUCUUUGAACAUCGUGAAACAUGGAUUAUUGUAUCUAUCGUGGUUUUAACACCACUGGCUUUUUUACGCCGCUUGGAUUCUCUUCGUCAUACGUCUUUUAUAAGUUUAAUUUCUCUUAGUUACUUGAUGGUUAUUGUCAUUUAUCACUUUAUCAAAGGAGAUAUGGAACGCGGAGAGAUUCGUUAUUUUCGUCCCGAGUCUCUUUCUGGAUAUCUCUCUGUUCUUCCAGUAUUCGUUUUUGGGUUUACCUGCCACCAAAACGCUUUUAGUGUCAUUAACGAAGUCAAAACUCCUUCUCAUGGAUUCAUCAAUUUCACUUUAUUCAGCGCAGUCUUUUCUUCAAUGAUUUUGUAUCUUAUUGUUGCCAUCACUGGCUAUCUCUCCUUUGGUUCGUUAACCUCCGGCAAUAUUAUUGCCAUGUACGAUGACGGAAGUUUCUUAAUUACAUUUGGAAAACUUGCUAUUGUAAUACUGGUUCUGUUCAGCUACCCCCUGCAAUGCCAUCCAUGUCGAAAUUCUUUGUAUCAAGCUAUUCGUCGUUCUUAUUCUUCUCACGAUAUGUCCAAUCGUUAUCAUACCGUACUGACAUUAUGUAUUCUUCUAACUUCCUUAUUAAUUGCCCUUUCUCUAUCCUCCCUUGAAUUGGUUCUUGCUUUUGUUGGUAGUACAGGAAGUACUUUCAUUUCUUUCGUUCUUCCGGGCCUACUUUAUUAUUUUUUCUCUCAUAAUGCUGUUUCUCCCAAUAGUGCUUCAGAGAAACAGUUGAAGAUUACUCGAUUUGUCGCUGCUUGUCUCGCUAUAUAUGGAAUAUCUGUAAUGAUCCUUUGCUUAAAUAUAAACUUAGCGAAGCUCAAGUAG
This is a messenger RNA of Schizosaccharomyces octosporus yFS286, 1260 nucleotides long. RefSeq names its product vacuolar amino acid efflux transporter Avt8. NCBI's taxonomy places the organism in Eukaryota, Fungi, Ascomycota, Schizosaccharomycetes, Schizosaccharomycetales, Schizosaccharomycetaceae. The record is from RefSeq and is a predicted model, not a curated record. The transcript has a single exon. The coding region runs from base 1 to 1260 and encodes 419 amino acids. Gene Ontology annotation, molecular function: L-serine transmembrane transporter activity; L-histidine transmembrane transporter activity; L-lysine transmembrane transporter activity. Gene Ontology annotation, cellular component: fungal-type vacuole membrane. Gene Ontology annotation, biological process: amino acid transmembrane transport.